AUGGCUGGCGGCGCUGGUGGCAAGCAGCGUGCAAGGUUGGACUUCUGGAAGAAGGCCAGCCGUUUCGCCGUCUCCGAAGAGGACCGCGCCGUGGCUGAUGCGAAGGUGGCAGCCUUGGCCAAGGAGGUGCUGGAGUCCAAGCCGCCCGAGGCCCAGGCGCUCAGAAUCACUCAGCGCCUCACUGCUGCUAAGGCGACGGCGUUUCGCCUUGCCUCGGUGGCCGAGGCCAAGCAGCAAGAGGUGGAGGAGGCCAAGAAGGCCUUGGAGGAUGAGCGGGCUAAGGCUCUGGCGGAUGCGACGGCUGCGACAGCCAAGGAGCUUACUUCUGAAUUUAAGGCGUGGCUGGACGAGGUUCAGGGCUCCGAGGACUGGCGCCACUUGUUGGCCAUGCUGCAGGGCCAGGUCCGGCAGGCAUUCGUUGCACCAGCCAUGGCCAGGGAGGUGUUGCGGCUCGUCGAUGUCUUGGGGACGCUGUCAGAUGACGCAUUUGGGUCGGAGUUCCAAGAGGCUGGGCUGACGCUGGCAUUUGUGCAUCAAGUUGCGAUUGCUGGGGGAACAGAGUUUUUGGACGUGUUGAGCCGGAUCCAGGAGUGGGAGGCUUAUUGGCUGGAUGCUAAGUCUUCGAUUUCCCAGCUGCAGCGCAUCCAGGCGUCGGGGGCCAUCCUGGACCGGCCGCUUCAUUGUCUGCGGCUGGCAGCCGUCCGGUCCCUGUACAAGGACAAGGGGAGCACAGCCCUCGGGCUGAAACUCCGGAAGCCGUGGGUUCACGCCGCGUCGCCCGCGCACGUUGUCGCCCUGACCUUCCAGUACCUCGGCUGGCGGCCCUUGUCGUGUCGAUUGGUUCGCACCGCCAUGGGCCUGGACAUCGAUUUUCUGCAGAUUUCGCCGAUCCAGGUUCGUGAGCUUGCGAAGCAGGCUGCCCUCGACACCUCCGACGUGAAGGCGCUGUCUACGAGGUUCAGCUGCGGGGCGUUGGAUCCGACCGACGAGGAGCGCUCGGCCAUCCACAACAUCGACGAUUUGUUCGUGUGGCUUGGUCUUACGAGCACGGACGGCCCCGAGAAGGAGUCAGCCGUGCAGCUGCUGGGGAUCGAGCCAGGCGACCCCUUGCGCGACCUGGCGAACAUCCAGGAGUCCAACUUCAAUGCGUCGCUGGACUCGUGGGUAACUAAUUUCGACGCCGCCACAACCCACGCGGCUUCUCCUACCAACACAGGCAGGCUUCGCAACGCGUGGCGCAUUGCCGCGGUCAUGAGCGGCACCCAUAUCAGCGUCGCCCAGCAACAUCAGCUGUUCCAGCUCGACCUGGUCGUGGACCAGGCGCUCUCCAGGGAGGUAACCUCGCUGAGCGACAAAGAGAUCCAGGACUGCUUCGUGGAAUGCAAGAGGCGCAUGGGGGCCAUGCCGACGGAGGAGGAGGAGCCUGACGCAGAACAACUGAUAGGUGCGACGCACCUGCUGAGGUCCGGCGCGCCUCCGUGCGUGGACUUCCCGCUCUUCGGGCCGCGCCAGCUGCGGAGCCCCAGAAAGCUCAAGUUCAGCUGCCUCAUCUUGAGCGCCGAUGGCGUGUUCCAGUCCGUCGAGUUGCUGGGGCCGCCGACGCUCGAGGAUUGGGCGGCCGCGUGCCGCCUUCUGGGCGCGGGCCUCAUAAUGCUCAAGGCCGUCGCGCCCGCUCGCAUCCAGCGGUGCCAGCAGCGCAUCUUCGACGGCGCCUCUCGCCUCUCGUCCGCGGUCUGGUCCAUCAUGUGCCAGGCGGACGUGCGGAUGCACCACGGGCACGUGCAGGCCCCUCGGCGCCUCGCGCUCGAGCAGAAUGACGCGGGCCCCGUGGCCGCGGCCAACCGCGGUAUCACCGGGCGCAACGUUGGUGAGGGCGGCCUUCUCAAGGCGAGCCGGGGCAUCAAGUCCCAGUGCCGUUUGUUCCAGACGGGCGCGUGCGCCCAUGCGCUGCGCGGCGCGAUGGUCUGCGCCAGGGGCAACUCGAGCAUGCGCGAGUGCGGGGAGUGCUUCUCGCCAGGCGUCGGCGGGGUGCGCGUGCAGCUGUCGUUCGCUGGCUCGUGCAGGCAUGCCGAGCUCGCCCGGCGCGUCGACGAAUUCGGCGGGGAAGCCCGCGUGCCGGGCCGCUCGACCGACUCCGAUCUCCACGACGUCUCCGACCAGAACAUCUGCGAGGGCAUCGCGCGGGAGCUCGAGGGCGACGUCUACCGGGCGUCGGCGUGGGCACCUCCCCGCGCGACGUUCGUCACAGAGCUCGCCCUCCGGUCCGAGUCGGGCCCGGGGCGGUGCGGGCUCGGGGCGUCAGCCAGAAGGACAGGCGACGGUGCCGCUGGGCGGCGCGCCAUCGCCGUCGAGCUGGACGAGCUUUCCGAGGACGUCCUCCUCGGCGGGCCGCAGCGAGCCGCGGACUCGGUCAGAAAAGUGCCGAGCUUGGGCGCCGUCGGCGCGGAGGUGCGCGAGGCGCUAUCCGAGAUGUCCGACCGCCACCCCGACAUGGCCUCGGCUGCGCGCGAGGCGCUUGGCCAGGGGGGCGCGUCGCAGUGGCCCAGCGACGAGAUGGUCGAGUGGGCGCGUCGGCGUCUCGCGCAGGUCGUCAAGGCGGACGACGGCGAGUCAGUGGCUGACGGGCACCUCGCCACCAUCGUCCGCCCUGGUCUGCUGGGCGCAUGGCGUCGUGCUGCUGGCGAUCCUGACGACCGGCCGUCGUGGCGGUGCCGGGAGGGGGCGCCGACGGGCUUCUGGGAGGCCUCGCUGCCUCGCAGCGCGCUCCCGGCGGUCCUCGACGACGCCGAAGACCCGGGGGGCCUCGCCACCGAGGAGGGCUUCGGGAACCCCGCGGACGUCGAGGACGACGACGAGGCAGCCGAGCUGGUCGCUGAGCACGAGAAGAAGGGAUGCGUCGUGGGUUUCGCGACCCAGGUGAUCGAAGAGGAGCGCCUCGCCAAGAUCAGGUGGGGGAUCGCCUUCAACUGCCGCUGGGGCGGCCUGGCAGCAGCUUCGCAGGGAUCUGAAAGGGCCAUCCUCCCGCGGAUCUCCACGGUCGCAUUCGACUCGUUCGAGCUGUCCGUGCAGCCGGGGGGGCUUUUCUUCGCCGCCGAACUCCGCGGACGAUUGUUCGCCAUCCUGCGCGCCGCGCAGGGGUCGCGCGGGGCGCCCCUGCUGUGGGCGAUGGUUGCGGCUUUGGUUCGCUUCCUCACUCAGGGGGCCUUGGUCCUGGAUGUGGCUCUCCUGAGCUGUUGCGUGGACGACCCUGUCGUGGCCCUCGCGGGCGCGCCGCGUGAGAGAGCCUGCUGCGUGGCGCUGGUCGUCUACUGCUGGCUGUCUCUCGGCUUCCCCCUGAGCUUCGAAAAGGGGCUGUUUGGGGACAGCGUCGCGUGGGCCCCGAGCACCUUCCCCCGCCGGUCGGCGCAGGUGGCCGACUCGUGGGUCCCGCGGGCCCGCGUGGAGAUCAGGGUAAAAAUCAAGAAGGCCAUUGCGAUGGACGUCCUCGCCGCGUCGGGCGACAGCUUGCAGUCGAACGAUAGAAUAUGCGCGGCCAAGUGCGCCCGCGUCGCCUCCCUGGCGUGCGUUCUGACGCCGUUCCACUGGCACCUCCGGGCCGGGCACGGCGUCAUCGAGCGGGUCUUUGAUUCGGACGCUUCCCGCGGCGUCGGCCUCCAGAUCGACGCGGGCACCGACGCCGGCCCGUUGGGGCCGGGAGCGAUGCUCCUCGUCAGUGGUCGCGUCGACGAGUUCAUCGCCGACCCGCUGACGCAGUUAGACGUUGAGAAUUUCGGCUUGCCGAUUGGCGACGGGGAGGUGGCCACCAGCGCCGGGCAGAGCUCAACCUCCCUGGCGUCGUCAGCCAGCACCGAGAUGCUGGUCUGCUCGGACGCCUCGGAGGCGAACGGGCAGUCUGGGGAGUUCGCCACGGUUCCGUGCGUCAAGAACACGUUCUUGGAGCUCGUCUCAAGGGAGACCGCGCCGAGCGAGGCGUACCGAUCCCAGAGCUGCCCCGCCAUAUUCUGUAGGGGCACGGCUCAGGACUGGGGACGGCGGGAUGGGCGGCCAGCAGACCCCGCUGCUGCCAGAGUCGCAGGCGACCCAGCAGCACAGGCGGCGGCAGGCCGCCCGCUGGCCUACCCUGCCCUGCCGUCGGAGCACGAAGCGCGCACAUGCAGGCCUUGCGUCUUCUUCCACGCGCAGCGCUGCGCGAACGACCUGGCCUGCUCUUUCUGCCACCUGUGCGACGCGGGGGAGAUCAGGGGACAGACGAAAACGAGAGAGGCCCGGCGAGACCCAGUGGCAGACCAAGGUGAGGCGGGAAAGGCGGCGGAGGGCCAGGCGGGGCGAGCUCGAGCCGUGAGGUAUGGCGGCGCAUUUGGGUUCACAAGUGCAAGCUCGAUGGAGUUUCAGUGCUUUGCCCUUGGAUGGGCCCUCGGCCAGGCGUUCGGCAGGGGCUUCCUCGCCAUGCGCGUCGGAGAGUCGACCCUCGUCGGCUGCCUCGGCGUGCGCGUGCCGCUCGUCGUCCUGCUUCCGUGCUUCUGCCCACUUCUUCCGAGCGGCGGGCACUGGCCGACGACGUGGCAGUGGCAGUCCCCGCCUGCCGCGAGCGCAUCCGCCCACCACGGCUCGGUGAGCUGCGGCCUCGACGCCGAUGGCCGCGGGGAGAUCUCCACGGACCUCGGGGCCCGUCGGAGGCGCUCGCUGCUUUGGAGCGUGCGCAGCGCGAGUGCGAGGGCAAUGAAGAUGUGUCUGCAGAAGCCCAGCUUGCCAGAGUGCGGCAGGUGUAAGGUCGAGGUCGGCUCGCAGCGGCAGGACCCCGCACUGCACCCAGACGCGUUGAUUUGGGUCCUGCAGGCGGUGAGGCAGGCGAAGGCGAGCCUUGUGGCGGGGGCGAGGUCCACCGUCGCGGUGAAGGACGGCGCGUGGAUGUACGGAGACUACAUCCGGCUCGAGGGGGCCCACGACGUAACAUCGUGCCACCAGGCCUGCGAGGCCGACCCGCAGUGCUACCACUGGAACCUGCACGUGCUCCGCCACAGCUGCGACCUCAAGGGCAGCGACGGCUUCCACGACGAGAAGCACGACUGGGUCUCGGGAGACGCCUCCAGGUUCAAGGCGGCCGGCCCGGCCAGGACGGCCGAGCUGUGA
Prorocentrum cordatum is the source of this 5130-nucleotide messenger RNA. NCBI's taxonomy places the organism in Eukaryota, Dinophyceae, Prorocentrales, Prorocentraceae. The record is from the annotation of a GenBank genome assembly.